AUUUAAAUUGAAGUUAAGUCACCUCAUUCCCUCAUGCAUUCACUUACUAAUUCUUUCACUCACUUAUUAGUGGUAAUACUAUGGAAGAUUUAAUAUUAUUAUAUAACACAGUAAUAGUAAUCAUAGGAGACAGUUACUGAGUACUUAUGAUAUGCUGAGUACUCUGGUAAGUCCGGCUUACACAUGAUCUGGGUUAACCUACUCCUAGUGGCUCCCCACAAGGUGAGUAUUGUCACUUCCAUCUCUCCUGGGAGGACACCGAGAUUUGGAGGGGUUGCGCAAGCCCUCUAGAUAUCUAUUGUCUACCAUGCCUGCAGCAGUCCCAGAGGGUACAGAGAUGAAUAAAGACACAGCACUUGGCCUUAAGGUGCACAUGGCCUGGAAGAGAGGGAGAAGGAUGUAGAAGCCAAUAGAUACAUUAAGCUUUGCUAGAAAUCUGUGUGGAAUCCAAGAAAAUCCAAAUGGAAAAGCGACUUCCCUGAGACUCAGAGGUGCAGGGUGUUGCUGAGAACUAGCACCCUCAGCACAUUAAAGUAGAAGAGAUGAAGAACUGAUUAUUUUUCUGCUGCUCACCUUUCAAGAUGAAGGAGGAUCAAGUCGUGCUGGAAGAACCAGGAUUCCAAGAUGAAGAGGAAUCUUUGUUUCAAGACAUUGACCUGUUACAAAAACAUGGGAUUAACGUGGCUGACAUUAAGAAACUGAAGUCCGUAGGAAUCUGUACCAUCAAAGGGAUACAGAUGACAACUAGAAGAGCACUAUGCAAUGUCAAAGGGCUCUCAGAAGCAAAAGUGGACAAAAUUAAAGAGGCAGCCAACAAACUCAUUGAGCCAGGAUUCUUGACUGCCUUUGAGUACAGUGAGAAGAGAAAGAUGGUUUUCCAUAUCACCACUGGGAGCCAGGAAUUUGAUAAGUUGCUAGGAGGUGGAAUUGAAAGCAUGGCAAUCACAGAAGCUUUUGGAGAAUUUCGUACUGGAAAAACCCAGCUCUCUCAUACCCUCUGUGUGACAGCUCAACUUCCAGGAGCAGGUGGCUAUUCAGGAGGAAAGAUUAUCUUCAUUGAUACAGAAAAUACUUUCCGUCCAGAUCGCCUUCGGGACAUUGCUGACCGCUUCAAUGUAGACCAUGAUGCCGUACUGGACAACGUCCUUUAUGCCCGUGCAUAUACCAGUGAACAUCAGAUGGAGCUACUUGAUUAUGUAGCAGCAAAGUUCCAUGAAGAAGCCGGCAUCUUCAAGCUAUUGAUCAUCGAUUCAAUAAUGGCACUUUUUCGAGUGGAUUUCAGCGGUCGUGGGGAGUUGGCUGAACGGCAGCAAAAAUUGGCCCAGAUGUUGUCACGACUCCAAAAAAUCUCAGAAGAAUAUAACGUGGCUGUGUUUGUGACCAAUCAAAUGACUGCUGAUCCAGGAGCAACUAUGACUUUUCAGGCAGACCCCAAAAAACCCAUUGGGGGACACAUCCUGGCUCAUGCUUCAACAACAAGAAUAAGCUUGAGAAAAGGAAGAGGAGAACUGAGAAUUGCAAAGAUUUAUGACAGCCCUGAGAUGCCUGAAAAUGAAGCCACCUUCACAAUAACUGCUGGAGGAAUUGGGGAUGCCAAGGAGUAGGUGGCACAUUGAUGCAAAUUGCUUCUUAGUGCUUAUUAGGAGCUGAAGAAAUAGAAAAGCCGUCUGAAAUUUCAGAACUUGAAGUAAGAGUUUGUUUUUUUCACAUGCUAUUAGAGGAAAGUCAACAAAAGAAAUUUAAAUCUUAUAGUUAUCCUAAAAGUCCCUGAUGUAUAAUCCCUAUACAUUGUAUAUCAAUUCAGGAAUAUAUAUAUGUACACAUAUAUAUAUUCCUACAUGUGUAUAUAUGAAUAAAGCUAUGGAAAACUAGUUGGGAAGGGGUACCCGAUCCCAUCACUUUAGCUGUCCAAAGUAAGCCACUAAACAGAUAGAAAAUCUACAAGCUCAGACAUGCCCCAUUCUCCCACCAUUUUCCCUUGAACACUUACAGAGGUGGACACACUUCCAAAGGAGGGAACCAGUUAAGGAAGGAAUGUUUACAGAACACACAAAAAAGCUUUUUUUUAAUUUACAACAUCAAACUGUACAUUCACCUCUAUAACAAUGGAAAAGAAGUAUUAAACUAAGUUUUAAUCCAUUUGACUUUUUGACGAGUUAAAAUUACUUUGAAAAAGCAUAUUUCUGAUACAGACAUAUUUUAUGGGGGAUAAAAGAGGAAGCUAACUAGGAACUUUACAGUUUGGGGUAAUCAGUAUAGCAUGAGUUUUAUAUUUUAAGCUCAGCAUAGAGAAUUCAAAAUAUUUUUUUAAAAAA
This is a messenger RNA of Lontra canadensis (Northern American river otter), 2315 nucleotides long. RefSeq names its product DNA meiotic recombinase 1 (gene DMC1). Gene Ontology annotation, biological process: reciprocal meiotic recombination; DNA recombinase assembly; chromosome organization involved in meiotic cell cycle. Bases 582 to 1604 code for a protein of 340 amino acids. The record is from RefSeq and is a predicted model, not a curated record. The transcript has 15 exons. Gene Ontology annotation, molecular function: DNA strand exchange activity; single-stranded DNA binding; ATP hydrolysis activity. NCBI's taxonomy places the organism in Eukaryota, Metazoa, Chordata, Mammalia, Carnivora, Mustelidae. Gene Ontology annotation, cellular component: nucleus; condensed nuclear chromosome.